AUGUCUUCAUACCUCCUAGUUUUUGGGAAAGCGUGCCACCUGCCACUAGAGAUAGCACACCGGGUAUAUUGGGCUAUAAAACAGUUAAACAUGGAUUUGAAGGCCGUCGGUGAAAAGAGAUUGUUGCAACUGAACGAGUUAGAUGAAUUCUGGAUGGAAGCAUAUGAAAACUCAAAGCUCUACAAAGAACGAACCAAAAAGUGGCAUGACAUGCAUAUUCAAAGGCAAGAGUUCAAAGUGGGGCGGAAGGUUCUAUUAAAUAACUCGAGGCUCAAGCUUUUCCCAGGGAAAUUAAAGUCAAGAUGGUCGGGUCCCUACACUGUCACGAAGGUCCUACCAUAUGGGGCCAUUGAAGUCAGUCAUGAAACUAAGGGUACAUUCACAGUUAAUGGGCAAAGACUAAAACACUACUGGGGUGGGAAUUUCUCCAAGCAAAAAUUCACCGUUCUACUCGGAAUGCCCAAUUGA
Molecule: messenger RNA, 468 nt
Organism: Olea europaea var. sylvestris
Lineage: Eukaryota; Viridiplantae; Streptophyta; Magnoliopsida; Lamiales; Oleaceae
Exons: 1
Coding region: 1-468 (155 amino acids)
Source: RefSeq, a predicted model, not a curated record